Musa acuminata subsp. malaccensis (wild Malaysian banana) is the source of this 1008-nucleotide messenger RNA. RefSeq names its product RPM1-interacting protein 4. Lineage: Eukaryota; Viridiplantae; Streptophyta; Magnoliopsida; Zingiberales; Musaceae. Gene Ontology annotation, cellular component: plasma membrane. The record is from RefSeq and is a predicted model, not a curated record.
GGGCUGCUCGCCGUGUCUUCACGUAAUCUGAAGAGUACGAGCAUGGACACCGUCGGCGUGCGUUCUCAUUUGACACCUUCUUCCACAAUCGCCACAGCCAUCCUCUCUAUUUCCUCCCCCUCCUGUUCUGCACCAACAUCUACACCUCCUCUUCUCGCGUCGGCAUGGCUCAACGGGGACAUGUUCCACGUUUUGGUGAUUGGAACCAAAACGCUGCCUACACGACAUACUUCGAAACGGCACGCAAGGGGAAAGCUACUGGAUCAAACAUUGUCAAUCCUAAUGAUCCUGAGCAGAGCCCGGAGCUCCACAAGCCUGGGCCAUUGGCUGCAGAACCCUCAUAUCCAUAUCCUAAACAAGGCCCGGUGAAUCCGCAGUCGAAGCCAAACAAUGGCAGGGAAGAACGACAACUUGAAGGAGGAUAUGCACCAGCUCCGCCGCAGUCCAGAAACAGCAGCCAGGGAACCACCGUGGACCGAUAUGGUAGAAACCAUGCAGCGGCACGCAGGAAUCCAGGAGAAGUCGGCUACAUCCCUUCUCCGUCGCCGGUAUCACCUAGCAGAGCAGGAAACGCUCGUGGAGGCCUAGCCGGACGGCAGAGAGCCACGGCGGUGCCCAAGUUCGGUGAAUGGGAUGCAACCGAUCCUAAAUUUACUCCAGGUUACACAGUCAUCUUCAACCAAGUUAAAGAAGACAAGAAGGCGAGCACCGCAGCUCAUCUGCCCAAAGUUCCUGUCCAACCAACGCGAUCUCCAGCCACCGCCGAGAAGGCGUACCGAAACGACGAUUCCUGUUGGACCGCGCUGUUCCCUUGCCUACGUCCAGACGUCAGAUACUGAUCCGGAAUUCCAAAUGGUCCAUCUUCAACUCCGUGAUGCAUUACAUCGAACGAUUUUUCGACGCAUUUGUUUGAUUUGUUCAGCUUGUUCCUUUCAGCAAGAAUGGUUCUUCUUCUUGAAUAUGUGCACUGUGAAUGGAUGUUGCUUUUCAUUUAUUUUUAUGGGGUCA